Molecule: messenger RNA, 549 nt
Organism: Letharia columbiana
Lineage: Eukaryota; Fungi; Ascomycota; Lecanoromycetes; Lecanorales; Parmeliaceae
Exons: 1
Coding region: 1-549 (182 amino acids)
Molecular function (GO): zinc ion binding
Source: RefSeq, a predicted model, not a curated record
AUGGCUACCUGGCAUUUACACACUGAUGUCAUCAACCAUUUAAUCCCGGUCACAAAAGAUCCCUAUCUGUUGGAUUGCUUCGGCUGGAACAGCAUCGACUGGGCGACAGCAGACCCAUCGGUGCUCUCUAAAUUCCCCCUCGAAACCCGACCCGAGGAAUACAUCCCCACCAGCGUAGCAACACGCAAAUCUCACGUACGUCGGAACAUCAGCAAUCUAGCGCGCGCAAUGCUCCAAGCCAACGUCGCAAACGACAACCGACUUCCCGUCCUGGGCGAAUAUCUGCUGAUCAUGCACGACACGACCGACGCCGAACAUGCAUUCCAGCUCAACGUACACCUGUACGCCACCACGGCGGAGGGACCACUGGCGUAUUGGCUCGCGUGCAACUCGUGCGAGACCGAUAUCACGGGCAAUCUCUACAUCUGUCUCACGUGCGCCGACACAGCCUUGUGCGAGGAUUGCAUAACGAAGUACAAAGACAAGACGAAGGAGAUGAGGUCCUGUAAGGAUCACGUGUAUCAUGGCAUCUUGUCGCAUCGGCAUUAG